Plectropomus leopardus (leopard coralgrouper) is the source of this 6018-nucleotide messenger RNA. Its product is annotated as zinc finger protein 516-like. The record is from RefSeq and is a predicted model, not a curated record. Gene Ontology annotation, cellular component: nucleus. Gene Ontology annotation, biological process: regulation of DNA-templated transcription. Lineage: Eukaryota; Metazoa; Chordata; Actinopteri; Perciformes; Serranidae. Gene Ontology annotation, molecular function: RNA polymerase II cis-regulatory region sequence-specific DNA binding; DNA-binding transcription factor activity, RNA polymerase II-specific.
GGAACCUGUGCUGCUCUCUAACACAGGGAGAGAGGAAUUCGCCAGAGAUAAUAAUAAUUCCACACGAUUUUUUUGCAGAGUUGAACCUCGGGUCGCUGUUGUCAGUCGCCGCGCUGGAAGCUACACUGUGUCUCCUCUUAUCUCUACCGGAUCUGGACUCUUUCUAUUUGCUUUUUUUGGAGAGCUGCACCGGUCCUGCUUUUUGUGAGUGUGUGUGAGAGCUCAGCGGUGCUUUAACUGGUGAAUGAUCUAUGGCAUGUGCAGGCCAUGCUAUAGCCAGCUCACUGUUACAUGACCUGGAGGCUGCUAAUGUUUCUGAAAACUGAAGAGAAUGACGAUAAGCCAAUAAAAUGAAGGAAAGAACUGCUGUGGAAUAGCAACCCUGAAAAGACCUCUCAAAACAUCUGUUCACUGACACAAGAAUGACCUGGAAUUAAGUGAAAACCCUCUCUUUAUUUAGACAAAUAUUUUGUUAAAUCUCAUUUAUGAUAUACAUGCUGGGGCUUAUUUAGCCCAAAAAAAGAGUUAACAUUUUACUACAUGUGUCUAAAUAAAUGAUACGGCUACAUGCAUUGCUUUCUGUGGUGCCAGUGGUACACAGAUAGUAAGAGCCACUGAUUCACAGACGGUGCUAGAUGAAGAUGGAUAGAUGGUGUUGCAUCCAGUAACCGAAGAGUGCUAAAUGAGCUGCUGCGUAAGCAGCUUGAUCUCUGCAUGAUUGAAGGCAGAUAGCAUUUUAACUAAUCAAGAAAGGCACACUAGACAUCCCUAGAUGUGCAACUGCAGAUAGCAGUAGUUUCAAGUUUUUUGAGCUUGUGAAAGGCCAGGUAGACAGGUUAGUUGAGUUCGUAAAAUGAAUCUUAGAGACAGCGUGGGGGUGAUGGAGACCCGGGCGGGAAGUCAGAAGGAGAAGCUGUUUGGAGACCAGGUCAAACCCGGAAAAGAGAUUGAGGGUGAGGAUGACAAGACCCCUGGGGCUUACGACUGCAACGUCUGUGGACGCAGCUUCCCAUUCCUCAGCUCUCUGUCGCAGCAUAUGAGACGCCACACUGGUGCGCGUCCUUACAAAUGCCCCUACUGUGACCACAGGGCUUCUCAGAAGGGCAACCUCAAAGUUCACAUCCGCAGCCACAAACUGGGAACACUCUCUAGCCAUCACACCAAUGAGGACGAAGAGGGUGGAGCAGAGGAGGAGGAAAUGAGUGUUUCAGAGGGUCUCGAUGGAGGUACCAGUCCAACUAAGAGCAGUUCAGCCUGUAACCGCAUGAUCAAUGGGGAUAGUAGCGAGGAGAGUCGGAGGAAAGUGCCUGGGAGGAGCUUGAAAAGAGAGAAACCUGUUACUGACCAGAGGCCUUACUGUUGCCGUCUGUGUGGCUUUGAGGCCCAUCGAGAAGACCAGCUCCUCAGCCAUAUUGAGAAGGUCCACAUAACAGCAGAUGCAGAGGAGGAGACCACUGUAAAGGAAGAAGCUGUGCCAGAACCCGAUACUGUCCAAUCCCAGAGUGACGGGACCUUCCCUUGUGAGACCUGUGGCCAGGUCUUUACUCAGGCCUGGUUUCUCAAGUCACACAUGAAAAAACAUGCGGGGAUCUUUGACCAUUGCUGUCGGAUUUGUGGACGACGUUUCCGUGAAGCUUGGUUUCUGAAAUCGCAUAUGAAGACGCACAACACCAAAUCCAGGUCACGGUCAAAAGCAGAUUCCGCUGAGCAUCCAGCCACUAUCAACGAUGUGGCCCAGGAUCCUGAAAUUGUCACUGGCUCUGUAACAUCCAUCUAUCAAAUGUGUUCCAAAUGUGGAAACCUGUUCCAUAACAAAGAGAGUCUGAGGGCUCAUGAUAAAAUCCAUAGUAUCAACUAUGGCAAGAAAUCCCAGAGCCAAUGCGGACUCAGUGAUGAUGAGGACUCACCAGCUGCUAAGAGACGUUACCUUGACUACUUAAACCUCCAGCCUGUUGAGGAAAAGACCUUAGAUGAAGAGGAGGAGAAUGAGAAAAAUAUGCUAGGUCAAAGAAUCCCAGAGCUGGAUCCAGUUUGUAGCUACCAGGCCUGGCAAUUAGCUACUAAAGGAAGGGUUGUUGAGCCAGUGGAGCCAAGUCAUAAGGCUUCCUAUAGUGGAGGAAGUAUGGAGGAGGAGGCCCUCGCUGGAGCUGCUGUGGUUUUUGAAAAGGAGAGCAGCCGUUAUGUCCUGCAAGGUCAAGAGAAACGCAGCUCAGGGCGACGCAGCAGCUCCGGUUUGGGAAGCCAUGCUUCUUCAGGGGACCGUACACCAGAGAGCCUCAGCGACUCCGAGUACCGGCCUUCGUCUCGCCAGGACCGACGCCGACCAUCUUCCUCCAAAUCCAAUGAGUGCUUUGAGUGUGGAAAGGUUUUCCGCAGUCGUCACCAGAUGAUCGUCCACCAGCGGGUCCACAGGAAGGAUGGGGGUCGGGCAUCCGGAGACAAGGAAAGAACUUCAAGAGACGACCGGUGGGGCUCCACCAGCGAUCCCGAGUCAGGCUCUCCUAGUCGGCCAAGCACUCCGGGGUAUGGAGAUUCUCCGCCAGCCUCCACUCUUGGAGACCAGGCCUCAGAAAUGGGUACCGCAAACUCUGGAGAGAUUGGAGAUGAGAAGCCUUAUAUCUGCAACCUUUGUGACUUUGUCACCACAGAGUUACAGGCCUACUUGACUCAUGUUCGUGUCCAACACCCGGCUGGCCCUGGAGACAGACCCAGCCCCAUUCCCAGCCCCAGCUCCAGCUCGGACAGAGGCACCCCAAGUGGUUACCCAAAGCUGAAGAAAGCUCUUCUUCAGGGGUUGAACUCUGCGUCCCCACCUGCUUUCCUUUCAACUCGAUCCUCCCCACUCAACCCCAGCCUGACCCCUGUGGAUCUAUGUGUGAGGGCUGAGGGCAGCAGGGGCAUAACCUCUCUAACCCAGGACAGGAAGAGCCUCCCUAGCCACAAGUGCUCGUUUUGCUCCCACUCCACUCGCUACCCGGAGGUGCUCUGGAUGCACCAGACUGUGGCGCAUCGCAUCAAUAGCAGUAGCUCCAAUCUAGCUCCUAAAUGGGCCCUGAAGAACAGCUCCAAGGGCUCCAGGGACAACUUGUUAUCCUCAAGGAGACGCACUGGUCCUCCACCAGUCCUGGAGGGAAAGGAGUGUCCACCGCUGCCUCCGCUGAUGCGUACCCAACGUACUCGGCCCCCAACCUACUCCAGCGAGGUUCUGAAGAAGAGCAGACCAGCGAGUCAGGCAGCCAUGCCAUCAUCAUCAUCAUCAUCAUCAUCCCCCUCUACCUCCUCCUCGUCGUUCUCCAGGGGCUCUUCAUCCACCUCAGGCACCCAAGCUGGGAGAGUCCCCGUCCGGCCAAGCAGCAGCAACAGCAGCAGCAGCAGCAGCAUCAGACACACUGUGGACCAGAGUCCCCAGUCUCGCUUCAGACCCAAAGUGGACAUUUACCCUCGGGGAGGCUCAUCCUCUUCCUCUAGCUCCUUGGAGAAGAGCACUGGUGCCCUCUCACGCUCCUCAGCCCCAAACCCCAGCUCUGCCACCGCGUCACGGGUUGCCGACCGCUACAUGAUGCCCCAAGAGGGCCUGGGCUUCAUGCUGUCCAGCAAACAUGGCCUAGCAGAGUACAGCCGAGCUAGGGAUUCCCCUCAUCAGCCACUUACCAACUCCCACAGCCAGAGCCGGGCUAAUGCUAUGAGGCCCAGUACCAUCACCCAUAGCUCCAAUGCAGGACACAACUAUGGAGCAUCCCAGGUACAUGGAGGCACUCUGAAUUCCUCCACCUCCUCUAUGCCUUCAGAGGCUCGUGGAAAUGUGAAGCAAGAACUAGAGACACCAGAGAUGCCAACUGAUGUUCUCGGCUUCCUCAAAAGCUACAACCCCCAUGAACUGGCUGCCCUCUACCAUCGCUGGGGUGCGGCCAAUGCACUGCUGGAUCCCACCGGGAUGCUUAGGUCUCUGAUGCGGCAGGGACAGUAUUUCUGCCACGAGUGCGGGAAGAGUUUCAGUCAGCCCAGCCACCUGCGUACUCAUAUGAGAUCCCACACAGGGGAGAGGCCAUUCUGCUGCCAGCUCUGCCCAUACCGAGCCUCUCAGAAAGGGAACCUAAAGACGCACGUCCAGAGUGUCCACCAUAUGCCUUUUGACAACAGCCAGUACCCAGACACAAGGAGCUUGUUCCUAAAUCAGGAGGAGCGAGGAGCGCUGGCUGCCAAACACCCACCAACGCCACAACAGCAUCAACAACAACAACAACAGUAGACUGUCUGAUAAACUGGGAUCUAGACUUGGGACCUGAGUUGUCAGGGACUACACCAUUCCUAAAAAUCAGAGGACUGGAAGAAGGACCCUUGAUAAACUUUUUGAGCCUCUCCUCUUCAGCCCAUCAACUUUGAUGACCUUAAAGGACUUUUCUAUUAUGAAGGCUCUUGUUUUAUUUUGUUUUUAAAGUAAGAAGCUAGUCAAAGCUGUGUUAGGCAAUUCUUAAAUCACAAUGUGGGCCUGCAGCAGAGAAGCGUGUCUAUCUAUUAACAAAAAUAAAUCCUGAAGUUAAAAAUUCAGGUGUCAGGUGUGCAUGCAAAUGAAAAACCUUCUCCACGUAGAAGACAUUAAAUGCAAAGUGUUGACUCAGCAGAAAACGUGGACUCGCAGGGUGCCUGUUGGCUCAGUAGAUAGAGCAGGCGCCCCAUGUAUAGAGGUUGUGUCACCGCCUCUCUCUCUUCCCCUUUCACACUUGUGCUGUCCUAUCAAUUAAAGCCAAAAAUGCCCCAAAAAAUAUCUUUUAAAAAAGAAAAUGUGGACUCACAACAAUCGAUCUUUUGCUUGUUGUGGUCUUCUCAAGUUUGGAAGUUUGCAAAAAUGAGCAGAUUGCGUAUCGUUUACAUCACCUUCAAGGAUUAUAGAAGCCCUCAAAAGAGUUACCUCUUGCUGCCAUUUCAAAGGUUCCAACAAGAGAGGUUGCCUAGUGCAGCUUUACAAGAAAAGCAAAGUUGUUUUCAUGUAAAGAAGCAGAAAAAACAGAACUUGAAUGCAACUGCUUUUAAUCAAGGACUGUGGCAUUGCAUGGCUGCUGUAGUUGCCCCUCCUCUUCCCCUUUCUUUUUUACUUUAGUUUUAUUGUAAAAGAAUUUGUGCAUUCCUCAGGACACCAAUCAUCAGAGAUGAGAUGAGAGAGAAGAUGCUCUGCAAUUCAUCAACAGUCAAUUGAUGCAUUUGCAAGUUCGUUUCCCUCUGGGUUCUCAAAGAUGAAGACUUGCAUCUGUCUGUGCGUGUGUGUGUGUCUGUGUGCACGAGUGUGUUAAACUCACUUCCCUCCACUGCGGAGUGUAAUGUUAGGAGUGCAGUGACCACUCUGAGACUGUGUAGCUGAUGAUUAGAAGGAGGGAGAGAGGGCUGGAGAGAGGUAGGAUAAAAGAGAGAGAGAGAGAGAGAAAGAGAGAGAGAACGCUAAUGGGGGUGUCUGCUUUAGUGCUCAUUAAAAAGAGGGUGCGUUUUUUAAUAGCCAAUAUAAAUGAGCGUACCAUUUUUAUGGCCAUUCAAUUAUUGUCCAUUUAAGAGGAAGGGACUGAGUGGAGGCAGUUUUCCUCCAUAACUCCAUCAUAUUAAGUAGCGCUUCCGACACUUCUGACUUUGAGUUAGACUGACUUCAAAACAGUGGGUGAUGACAGGAGGACGCUUGCUCAGCUGUGCACAUAUUAAACUCUCACUUGCGUGCUUGCAUAAGAGAGAAUGGUACUGCUAGUGUUAGCCAGCAAAGAUACAUUUUAAUUUCAUACUGCUGGAGGGCAAAACUGACUUUUUGGCCUGUUUAAGACCAGGCCCAAAAGUUGUAAACAAAAAAAACAACCAACCCAGUGUCUCUGGUAAAAUCAGCAGCACAAAAUACUUAAGCACCAAUGUAAUCUGAGGGGUCUCAAGAAAUAAUCCAAAAACACCUCUUAUACACAAAGUUAGGAUGAUUUUUUGUGACUUUUCCAAUCAUUCCUUUUUUCUUGUUUAAAAAAAAAAGUUUACCUUUCCAGGCCUCUAAAA